Molecule: messenger RNA, 8286 nt
Organism: Acinonyx jubatus (cheetah)
Lineage: Eukaryota; Metazoa; Chordata; Mammalia; Carnivora; Felidae
Gene: THAP9
Product: THAP domain containing 9
Exons: 5
Coding region: 143-2851 (902 amino acids)
Source: RefSeq, a predicted model, not a curated record
AAGAGUAGGAGUCUUGCACCUUAAGAGCCCGCCUUUUUCGACAAAUAAAGGUCGUAGCCGCCGAAUCCACGGGCGGAGCUAAAUUUAUCACGAUUAAUGCUGUCGUAGGACCACCCAAAGUGGAGCCCCACGUAGCAAGAAGAUGACCCGAAGUUGCUCGGCAGUUGGCUGCAGCACCCGGGACACCGUGCUGAGCCGGGAGCGCGGCCUCUCCUUCCACCAAUUUCCAACUGAUACCAUACAGCGCUCAAAAUGGAUCAGGGCUGUUAAUCGUGUGGACCCCAGAAGCAAAAAGAUUUGGAUCCCAGGACCAGGUGCUAUACUAUGUUCCAAACAUUUUCAAGAAAGUGACUUUGAGUCAUAUGGCAUAAGAAGAAAGCUGAAAAAAGGAGCUGUGCCUUCUGUUUCUCUAUACAAGGUUCUUCAAGGUGUACACCUUAAAGGUAAAGCAAAACAGAAAAUCCUAAAACAGCCACUUCCUGAUAAUUCUCAAGAGGUUGCUACUGAGGACCACAACUACAGUUUAAAGAGACCUCUGACAAUUGGUGCAGAGAAACUGGCUGAGGUGCAACAGAUGCUACAAGUGUCCAAAAAAAGACUGGUUUCUGUGAAAAACUACAGGAUGAUCAAGAAGAGAAAGGGCUUACGACUAAUUGAUGCACUUGUCGAAGAGAAACUACUUUCUGAAGAAACAGAGUGUCUGCUACGAGCACAGUUUUCAGAUUUUAAGUGGGAAUUGUAUAACUGGAGAGAAACAGCUGAGUACUCCACAGAAAUGAAACAGUUUGCAUGUACACUCUACUUGUGCAGUAGCAAAGUCUAUGAUUAUGUAAGAAAGAUUCUCAAGCUGCCUCAUUCUUCCAUCCUCAGGACAUGGUUAUCCAAAUGCAAACCCAGUCCAGGCUUCAACAGCAACAUUUUUUCUUUUCUUCAGCGAAGAGUAGAGAACGGAGACCAGCUCUACCAGUAUUGUUCACUGAUAAUAAAAGGCAUAUCUCUCAAGCAACAACUUCAGUGGGACCCCAGCAGUCACCAUUUGCAAGGGUUUAUGGACUUUGGCCUCGGCAUACUUGAUGCUGAUGAAACGCCCCUUGCGUCCGAAACUAUUUUGUUAAUGGCCGUGGGUAUUUCUGGUCACUGGAGAACGCCUCUUGGUUAUUUUUUUGUUAACAGGGCAUCUGGAUAUUUGCAGGCUCAGCUGCUUCGUCUUACCAUUGGCAAACUAAGUGACAUAGGGAUCACGGUUUUGGCCGUCACCUCUGAUGCUACAGCUCACAGCGUUCAGAUGGCAAAAGCGUUGGGAAUACAUAUUGACGGAGACAACAUGAAGUGUACAUUUCAGCAUCCCUCAUCUUCUAGUCAACAGAUUGCAUACUUCUUUGAUUCUUGCCACUUGCUCAGAUUAAUAAGAAAUGCAUUUCAGAAUUUUCAAAGCAUUCAGUUUAUUAAUGGCACGGCACAUUGGCAGCACCUUGUGGACUUAGUAGCCCUGGGGGACCAGGAAUUAGCAAACAUAGAAAAACUCCCAAGAAAACUUGCAAAUUUGAAAAACCACGUGCUGAAGACUAACUGUGCUGCCCAACUGUUCAGUGAGAGUGUGGCCAGCGCGUUGGAGUGCUUGCUAUCGUUAGGCCUGCCUCCUUUUCAAAACUGUAUUGGUACCGUCCAUUUUUUACGCUUAAUUAACAACCUGUUUGACAUUUUUAAUAGUAGGAACUGUUAUGGAAAGGGACUUAAAGGACCUCUACUGCCUGAAACUUAUAGUAAAAUUAAUCGCGUGUUAAUUGAAGCCAAGACAAUCUUUGUUACAUUAUCUGACGCUAGCAAUAAUCAAAUAAUUAAAGGUAAGCGAAAACUAGGAUUCCUGGGAUUUUUGCUUAAUGCUGAGAGCCUAAAAUGGCUCUAUCAGAAUUACAUUUUCCCAAAGGUCAUGCCUUUUCCAUAUCUUCUGACUUAUAAAUUCAGUCAAGAUCAUCUGGAAUUAUUUCUCAAGAUGCUUAGACAGGUAUUAGUAACCGGUUCUAACCCUACCUGUAUGGCAUUCCAGAAAGCUUACCAUAAUUUGGAGACCAGAUACAGAUCACAAGACGAAGCCUUUCUAAGUGAAGUAAGCAUCCUUGACAUUUCAAUUGCUCGAAGGACAGACUUGGCCCUUUGGACCGUUCAGCGUCAGUAUGGCGUCAGCGGCAUAAAGACUCUUUUUCACAAAGAGGAUAUUUGCCGAGACUGGUCUAAUUGUUCGCUAAGUGAGGCGUUACUAGAUCUGUCAGAUCACAGGCAAAAACUCAUCUGUUGUGCCAGUUAUGUUGCAAAUAAGUUAUCAGCUCUUUUAACUUGUGAGGAGUGCAUCAGUGCACUGUAUGCAUCAGAUCUCAAGGUUGCUAAAAUUGGGUCACUGUUGUGUGUUAAAAAGAAGAAUGGUUUACAUUUCCCUUCACAAAGUCUUUGUCAAGUCAUAAAUAUUUGUGAGCGAGUUGUAAGAACCCAUUCAAGAAUGACAGUCUAUGAACUACUUCCUAAACAGAGAGAAUUGUAUCUUCAGCAGAAAAUAUUAUGUGAGCUUUCUGGGCAUAUUUAUCUUUUUGUAGAUUUAGAUGAGCAUCUCUUUGACGGAGAAGUGUGUGCCAUCAAUCACUUUGUAAAGUUACUAAAGGAUAUAAUAAUCUGUUUCUUAAAGAUCAGAGGUAAAGAUGCAGCUCAGUACCCUUUAAAACACCAUUCAGAAAGAAUUGAAAUGAAAACUUUGCCAAGAACACACUGGUCAUCAUUACAGGAUUACAGAUGUUCAAGUUUUGCUAAUACCAAUAAAUGCAGGCAUUUGUUAAGUAAUGAUGGAUAUCCAUUCAAAUGAGGGACCUAAAAUAUAUUAAAAUUUUCAUGAAAAAUUAUUGGUCAACAUUUAAAGUUCAACCUACCAUAUUUUAUAAAUUGACCAUUCUGCACAGUUGACAAGUUUGUAAUACUAGGAUUUCUAAUUAUGCGUAUUAUAAAAUCUGCUUGUACUUGGUGUGGUUUGCAACAUUUCAGUUACUCGGAAUGUUACUCGGAAUGUAGAACGCAGUUAAGUCAGUAGGAACAGACCAGCCAACAGAUGCUGCCUUUGAAUAUACUACUAUAAGACUGAGUAGUGUGACUGGACAUACUUUUUAACUUGUUCAGUCUACUUUAAAACAAGAGAGAAUAACAACAACUAAGAGUCAUUAAAACAUUGACUUCUUUUAUAAAUAGACUACAUUCCCUAAAAGAGCUUUGGUUUACAGCUCUUAAGAAUGUUGACAGGAAAAAAAAAAAAAAGGAAUAUAAAACCUUGGAUGUAAUUUUUACUUACAUGUGAAAAUCUAGAAAAUCUUACAUGUGGUUUGAAAAUUAGGCUGAGUUAAAAUAUCAAAUACCACAAAAUCCCUUUGCCAGGGUACCCUAAAAUGGGAAUACUUAGGCUUUAUCGGGCAGAAGGUAAGCACAUGUGCCAUGAGAUGGUUCCGUGUGCUGCAGCGAAGUUGGGGAAUGUACUCUGAGAAGUAAAUAGGGGAUGUCAUUUUCACAAUCCAUUGUCCUUGGACUUCAAAAUACUACUUUUGAAUAAUAGAGUGGAUACUUACUUGACUCCACUGGAAGAGCCCAAUGCUCAUCAGAGAAUGAGGAGAAGCCUUAUUUCAAGCUCUUCUGAAGUGUCCUUGUGUUUUGCAGGGAGGCUGAAAUAUAUUUUCAGUGUUGAAUGAAUAAAGGGACUUCACACCAUCCAAUUAAUAAAGUAGAAAAAGAUGGGCAGUUGAGACAGUGGUUAUGAAAAUAUUUGUCUUAAUUAUAUGAUUAGUUUUUUCAGAAAUUUAGGAGAAGCUUAAAUGAUCUGAAGAUGGAAACAUACCUAAGGACAAUUUUCUCCAUUCUGUCACACCCAGACUUGAAAAGAUGAGUAGAAAAACGUAGGUAUAUGUUGUACUUUCACAUAUGAGGAGUGUUUUAAAUGGAUAAAAGAAGAAACAAGCGCAUGAUUCCCCUAUGUGUGUAAAACAUCUACUCUUUGUAUGUGAAUAGUCAUGAAGUAUAAUUAAUAUGAAAACUUAAAAUUGCAAAAGAUUAAUGACUAGACAAAACUUGAGUUUUAUUAACUGAAAUUCUCCUUAAAUUAUAUAUUUUGAUAUAUUUGUUUUGUUCUACCUCAAACAAAGGUUUAAGUUUGGAGAUGUAACCAGAGUUGUACUAAAUUUUAUGUAAGAGCUAUCGCUGAGAAGUCUCAAUAGUGUGGGUUGUAUUUGCAAUAGAAUUUUAGAUACACCAGGAUGAAUCGUAUUUAAAAGAAUCCUACUUGUAAAUCACCACCUUUAACUUAUUGCUUAUAUAAAUCCCAAGUUUUGUCCAGAUCUUUACUUAAAACUAGGUUUAUAUCUGUAGGUGUCUCAUGUUCUUUGCUGUUGCAUUUUACUAAUGUACUAGUAUAUUCUGUAGUUUAAUUAGUGUUUUGCACUAUUUGAAUGCUGGAUAAAUUGGACAAAUAUUGACAACAGGAAUAUUUCCUUUACUGCCUUUUUAAAAUUUUUUUAACGUUUUUAUUCAUUUUUGAGAGACAGACUGUGAGCAGAGUGGGGCAGAGAGAGGGAGGGAGACACAGAAUCCAAAGUAGGCUCCAGGCUCUGAGCUGUCAGCACAGAGCCCGACGCAGGGCCUGAACCCAUGAACUGUAAGAUCGUGACCUGAGCUGAAGUCCGACCCUUAACUGACUGAACCACCCAGGCACCCCUCCUUCACUGCCUUUAACAGUUAAUUGCUCUUGCCUUAGUGAAAGUAUUUCUUUUUUUUUUUUUUAAUUUUUUUUUUAACGUUUUAUUUAUUUUUGAGACAGAGAGAGACAGAGCAUGAAUGGGGGAGGGUCAGAGAGAGGGAGACACAGAAUCGGAAACAGGCUCCAGGCUCUGAGCCAUCAGCCCAGAGCCCGACGCCGGGCUCGAACUCAUGGACCGCGAGAUCGUGACCUGAGUCGAAGUCGGACGCUUAACCGACUGAGCCACCCAGGCGCCCCUUAGUGAAAGUAUUUCAAGUCUGAUAUCAAGUUUACUUAACAUGAUAUGCUUUAUGGCGAAUUUUUAAAAUAAAUUAUUCAUAUUUGAUGAGGGUAAUUUACUUUAUAAUUUCCACUUAGCACCUUUGUCCUUUUUUCGUCAGAGAAAAACAUUCUCUUUUAGAAAUUUAUCCUUCCUAUGUUUCAACACAUAGAGCAGGAACAACUGGAUAUCCACAUGCAAAAGUAUUAACUCUAAAUGGGUCAAAGACCUAAAUGUAAUAGGUAAAAAUAUAAAACUCUUAGAAGAAAAGAGAGCAAAUCUUUGAGACUUAGAUUAGGCAAUAGUUUCUUAAAUAUGACACCAAAAACAUGAACAACAAAAAAAAAAUUGGACUUCACCAAAAAAACUACAAAAAAACUUUUACUUCGGAGGACGCUGUCAAGAGACAACCCACAGAAUGGGAGAAAAUUUUUACUACUCACACAUCUGAUAAAGGACUUGUAUCUAGGAUAUACAGAGAACUCCUAUAACUCAAUAAUGAAGGACAAAUAACCCAGUUUGAAAAAUGGGUAAAGAAUGUAAAUAGACACUCUUCAGAGGAGAUAAUACAAAUGGCCUAUAAAAACAUGAAUAUGUGCCCAACAUCAUAAACCAUCUGGGAAAUGCAAAUCAAAACCACACUGAGGUAUCACUUUACACCCACUAGGAUGGUUAUAGUAAGAAAGUUAAUAGCAAGUGUUGACAAGAAUGUGGAGAAAUUGAAACCCUCUUACACUGUUGGUGGGAAUACAGAUGCUUUGGAAAACAGCUUGGCAGCUCUUCAAAAGGUUGAACAGAGUUACCAUAUCACCUAGCAGUUCUACUGACAGGCAUAUAUAUAAUAUAUCCAAGAGAAAUAAAAACAUGUUCAUGUAAAAAUUUGUACACAAAUUUCAUAUUAUUAUAGCUACAAAGUGAAAAAACCGAAAUGUCCAACUGAUGGAUAAGUAAAAAUGUGUUGUAUCCAUACAAUGGGUAACAUAGUAAGUAUAUAUUAUGCUUUAUGACAAACUGCCAGAACUCUUUUUGUGAAAUAACUUCACCACUCUGCAUUCCAAUCAGGAAAUGUAUGAAACUUCCAGUUCCUCUCCUUUCUUCCCAGUACUUGGUAUGGCCAGGGUUUAGUUUUGAAUUAGCCAUUCUAAUAGGUGUGCAGUAAUAUUUCACUGUGGCUUUCAUUUCCAUUUUCCUAAUGGCUAAUGAUGCUGAGCAUCUUUUCAUAGGAUUAUUUGCCAUCCACAUAAUCUCAGGUGAAAGGUCUGUUGAAGUCUUUUGCCCCUCUUUUGGAAGGUUGGUUUUUUUUUUAUUGAGUGUUAAUUAUAUAUUCUGGAUAGAAGUGCAUUAUCUAAUGUGUUUUGCAAAUAUUUUCUGCCAGUCUGUGGCUUUUCUUAUUGUGUUUCGAAGGGCAGACAAUUUUGAAAAAUGCAUUUUAUCAGUUUUUAUCUUUUAGGGAUACUUCUUAGUUUCAUAUCUAAGAAAACGUUGCCUAACCCAAAGCUACAGAUUUUUCUUCUCAUGUUAUCUUCUAGGUAUUUGGUCGCUUUAGGUUUUUCAUUUUUAGGUUAUGAUCCAUUUUCAGUUCAUUCUGGUCUUUGGUAGAAGUUGAGAUUCAUAUUUUACAUAUGGAUAUCCCAGCAGUGUUUGUUAAAAAGAUUAUUGUUCCCUGAAUUACCUUUGAGCCUUUGUAAGAAAUUGACCACAUAUAUAUGGGUCUACUUCUGGGCUCUGUUCUGUUCCAUUGAUCCAUUGGUCUAACAUUUCACCAGUACCACAGUGACCUGAUGAGCCUUGAAGUCAAGUAGGAGUUUCACCUUUGUUCGUUAUUCAGAAAUGUUUGGCUGUUCUAAUUGUACCUUUCUCUAUAUAUUGUUUAAUCAGCUUGUUGAUUUUUUACAAAGAUUCCUGCUGGGAUUUUGGCUGGAGCUUUGGGGAAUCUAAAGAUCAAUUUGGAGAGAAGUGAUAUCUUCAUAGUAUCCAAUGUUCCAAUUCACAAACAUGGUAGAUCUCUCCUUUUUUAAGGUCUUCUCUGAUUUUAUCAAUGUUUUCUACACUUCACCUACAGAUCUUGUAUAUAUCUGUUACAUUUCACAUUUUGUGGUGCUACUAUGCUAAUUGUAAAAAUUUGUUUCUAAAUGUUCGUUGCUACUAUGUAAAAAUACAAUUUUACAUAUUGACUUUGCUUAAACUCACUUUUUCUAGCUUUUUUUCUUUAAAGAUUACUGACUUUUGUAUAUAGGCAGUCACAUUGACCAGUAGACACUGUCUUAUUUCCAAUCUGUGCUCCCUUGCUUACUAUACAGUAACCUCCAAUACAAUGUUGUAGGAGUGUCUUGUUCCUAGUCUAGCAGGGGAAACAUUCAGUCUUCACCAUUCAUAUGAUAUUAGCUGUAGGCUUUUUAGUAAAUGGUCUUUUCAGGUUGAGAAUCCUUUCUCUUCCUGGUGUGCUGAACAGUUUGUGUGUGUGUGUGUGUGUGUGUGUGUGCACAUUUCAGUCAUAAGUGGGUCUUGAAUUUUGUCAUAAUUUUUCUGUACCUUUUAACUUUUUUGGAAAAAUAUUUGAGCUAUAAUAUACAUAUUGUAAUAUUAACCCUUUUAAAGUUCAGUAGUUUUUAGUAUAUUCAAAAGGUUCUCUGCAACUUUUACGAUCAUACAGUUUUACUUCUUUUUUAUAUCCAUGCAGUGAGUUACAUUAUUUUUGAAUGUUGUCAACUUUUUAUUCCGGAGAUAAACCCAACCUGGUCAUGAUGCAUUCUUUUUAUCUAUUGCUAGACUUCAUUUGAUAAUAUAAUCAGGGAGUUAAAUGUCUCUGGCCUUAUAGUAAAUAUUACCCUGAAUAUAUUUUCUUAAUGCUUUUGAGAAAAAAAAAAUGCCUUAAAUGCUUUCAUAAAACUAUUUAAAAAUUACAAUUAAAAAAAAAAAGCCCUUAUACCUUUCAUUUUAUAAAGUCAUUUGGAUCAUAAAAACCUCACAUUUGGUCUAUAGAUAAUGACAAAAUCUGCAUUAAGGAAACACACAGACACACACAGCCCUAAGUAAUUGACACAGUAGAAAAUAACUCCAAUAGUAAAGGCUUUCUAUAGCUGAUUGGCUUCCUUCUCCUUUGGGUUGCUGCUACGGAAUUUCUACAGAAAAUGCUGAAAAGGGAUGCAACAUGAUGGUAGAGAUCCUAGUUUGAAGCUGCGUUUACAUAACAAGUAUUCUCUUAGCUGUUUGUUACAGAACAAUAAAAGUGGAAAACUUUUCUAAA